AUGAAAAAGGCACUAGAAUCAUCUGCAUCAGCCUCUGCAGCAUGGGAUUGGGAUGGGGUCAUGCUCGACAUGAGUGAAGAUGCUAUGGAAGUCGAUAUGAAGGGCACUGAUGAGCUCAAAAUGACUAGUCGGCUCAACAAGACCGAGGAAGAAAUCAAACGUAUGACAGUGGACGAGAGUUUGAAUGAGAUUGAUAGAGCUGUCUUAUUGCUGAGGACGGGAGCAACCGUACAGAAGUCCGCAGUAGUCAAUUCGCUAUUACGACUACUAGAAGAAUACACUACCGACUUUCGUACCAAAGUGCUACCAGCAAUCACGGAGAGCAUAGGAACCGAGCCUCCAGAAUUACAGUCGUUGAAGGCUACAGUCAUGGUGAAUCUAAUUGGAACUGGACUAAUACCGUCGAGGGCAUUACAGAAUAUUAUUAAUAUCAGUAGAAAGCUUUUGGAUUCAGCUUCAGAAGAGGCGGUGCAAGCAUGGGCCGAAGUAAUAUUAGCAGGAAUACGGAAUCUAGCACCAGAUGUCAUCGAAUCCGAUAUUCUACCUUCAGCGUUAGCAGAUAGCGGUCUAGCUCAACCACCACCGUUAAGAAUAUGGUGUUGUCGCGUGCUCGGGGCUGCUUCUACAAGAAUGGAAGCUCGUCGUGUCCGAGACGUCUUUCUACGGCGAGCCCUCGCACUAUGUCAAGACACUGACUGGGAAGUCCGAGCAUGCAUGUGCAAUCAACUAGCAGCACUAGCACAAUGUCUGGGCCCCGAAAUGACACGAGCCGAAAUAGUAGGCGAAUUACAAGAAUUGCUGGUAGACGAAGAACGAAGUGUUCAAGAAGCAGCCAUAAUCGCUUCAGGUGCUAUACUGGAUCACCUCGACUCUGACACCCGACGAGACGUAUUUAUACCCAUGUGGAAGGGACUCUGUGAAUCGAGAUCGGGCCCACACGUAAUCCCUUUAGCGCAUCAAUUUGGAGAAUUGUUGUGGAAGUCUAGAGCAGAACUAUCCGACGAUGAUAUAUCCUUCUUCCUCAAAUAUUUCGUCAGCCUUUCACAAUCAGAGGUCGAAGAAUACCGUAGUGAAGCAGCAUACAACUUCCCUGCCGUCACUCAAACCAUUGGAGCCACCAAUUUCGACGCUUUUGGCUUGGAACGUAUAAUAGAGGAUUUAGCUGAAGAUAGUAGUGUUCAAGUUAGGAAACGGAUUGCUGCUGGUAUCAAAGAAGUUGCCAUUGUUUUGGGAGAUCGCGCUUUUACUUGGCUGAGAGCAGCUGUUUCAAGUUUGGUGGGUGAACAAGAUAUAACAGUCUUUCAGUGCUUUGUGAAAUCACUGGAUACAAUUCUGGAGCAGUUCUCCUUUGAUGAGGAUGCUAAGAGAAAUCCUCAAUAUGACGAAUUACUAUACGCAAUAAUACGGCGUGAACGUGACUGUGCUACUCAUAGAAAAUGGGGUUGGCGGACACAUUUGGACAUGCUGCGACAAUGGAAGCACUUUUCAGAAUAUUUCGAGUCAGAGUCGGUACAUGAUCACUGUGUGCCAGUUCUCUUCAAAAUAUUAUCGGAUAAUGUGGUUAUACCUAUCAAGGAACAAGCAUUGGAGAAUCUUUGUACGUAUAUGCGCAAGUUGAGGAGGCAGGAACAUCGAGAUCGCGUCUCUAGAAUGCUGAAUGAUCUUGUGAUGGCACAUAGCUAUCAUACCAGAAUACUAUUCAUGACAGCCUGCAAGAUCUUGCUCGAAACUUCAUCAAUGAGGUUUUUCAAGGAGCAUUUCUUUGUAAACUUUCUGGAAAUGUGUCAUGACCCUGUCGCCAACAUACGACUACGGAUGGUAGCACUACUGCCGGUGGUUCGAAAACGACUGAAACUACCACAAGAGUCUGCAGCUUUACAACGACUGAAUGAGGCCGUGGGCGAUUUACUGACACACGAUGGAGACCGAGAUGUAGAAAGAGCCAUGACUGAUUUAGUUGGUAAACUGAAUUCAUCUCCUGAAGGUGCCGAACCUGGAGCUGGAUUCUUGGGUACACGUGGUCUAACAACCGACAGUCAAGACCAGCUCGAUCGACAACGUGAAGAAGAAGAGGAUCGUAUUAAAGCUGAGCGAGGCUGCGGUGAAGAUGGUGCACCAAGAGUACGAGCUACAUCAGAUAUUAAGAGAGGUUCUCUUAGUGGGACUUCAUCGAAAGCUUCACCAAAGGCGGGUGCCCCGCCGAAUAACAGAAGAAAGAGCCUUGGAAUUGGACUGUCAUCGUCAUCUUCGGUUAUGAAGACUUCUACUGGACAAUUGCUUUCAGCACAACCAUCAUCAAACAAUAUGAGACUGUCCAGUGGACAAUUACCUGGUCUGCCAAUUAUUCCCAUGACCAAUAGCAAGCCUGCAGACCGAUUCCCAAGUAUCGCUGUAUCACAACCACCGAGGACUGGAUCUAUACCUGAAAAGCCGCGGAUAGUGGCACCAGCAGUAUCGUCAUCUACAUCUACAACAGCAAGCACCAGCACCAAGAGCAGUAAAGAUUUACAGUCAUCACGCAACAAUUCCAACACACUCAUCAGCAGCACUGCAUCCAACAAACGACCUGUAUCUCGUGGCAUAGCCGAAGACGAUUACCGUGAUGACCAACCGCCAUCGUCAUCAUCGCGGUCCGGUUCGUUUUCAGGAAUGCGUCCUACAUCGGCAACGUACGAGAGCAACAGCAAUAGCUAUCAUCAUGAUCGACUAACGGACUCUGAAAAGACGAAUUCUUUACCACGAAACCUCCGAAACAAGAGUCUGUCGCAUAACUUUGACGAUGGCUCGUAUGAAAUUAUUGAGAAGGUGUCUCCUGGUGGAUCGCGUGGCGAAGUUAGGAAUAAUGGUGGUAGACGAGAUAGUAAUCAAGACAGAGGUGGAAGUUUAACGACCUCGCUGGCGUCGUCAACGGGUCACAUUGUGGCUAAACUCAAGCAAAAUACGACUACCAAGGCACGAUAA
Synchytrium microbalum is the source of this 2961-nucleotide messenger RNA. RefSeq lists its product as uncharacterized. Gene Ontology annotation, molecular function: protein phosphatase regulator activity. The coding region runs from base 1 to 2961 and encodes 986 amino acids. NCBI's taxonomy places the organism in Eukaryota, Fungi, Chytridiomycota, Chytridiomycetes, Synchytriales, Synchytriaceae. The transcript has 8 exons. Gene Ontology annotation, cellular component: protein serine/threonine phosphatase complex; cytosol. The record is from RefSeq and is a predicted model, not a curated record.